Ictidomys tridecemlineatus (thirteen-lined ground squirrel) is the source of this 2686-nucleotide messenger RNA. NCBI's taxonomy places the organism in Eukaryota, Metazoa, Chordata, Mammalia, Rodentia, Sciuridae. The record is from RefSeq and is a predicted model, not a curated record.
GCAUCUGCACAGGGGAUGUUGUCCUGCUCUGGAGGUGUGUUGCCAGCUGUUUCCAGUUUCCAGUUUGACAUCUACAGGAAGGUGCCCAAGGACCUCACACAGCCCACCUACACCGGGGCCAUCAUUUCCAUCUGCUGCUGCCUCUUCAUCCUCUUCCUCUUCCUCUCGGAACUCACCGGCUUCAUCACGACAGAAGUUGUGAACGAGCUCUACGUCGAUGACCCGGACAAGGACAGCGGGGGCAAGAUUGACGUCAGCCUGAACAUCAGUUUGCCCAACCUGCACUGCGAACUGGUCGGGCUGGACAUCCAGGACGAGAUGGGCCGGCACGAGGUGGGCCACAUCGACAACUCCAUGAAGAUCCCGCUCAACAACGGGGUGGGCUGCCGCUUCGAGGGGCAGUUCAGCAUCAACAAGGUACCUGGCAACUUCCACGUGUCCACACACAGUGCCACGGCCCAGCCACAGAACCCAGACAUGACGCACAUCAUCCACAAGCUGUCCUUUGGGGAUACACUACAGGUCCAGAAUGUCCACGGAGCUUUCAAUGCCCUUGGGGGAGCCGACAGACUCAACUCCAACCCCCUGGCCUCCCACGACUACAUCCUGAAGAUCGUGCCCACGGUUUACGAGGACAAGAACGGCAAGCAGCGGUACUCCUACCAGUACACGGUGGCCAACAAGGAGUAUGUCGCCUACAGCCACACGGGCCGCAUCAUCCCCGCCAUCUGGUUCCGCUAUGACCUCAGCCCCAUCACGGUCAAGUACACCGAGAGGCGGCAGCCGCUGUACAGGUUCAUCACCACGAUCUGCGCCAUCAUUGGUGGGACCUUCACUGUGGCGGGCAUCCUGGACUCCUGCAUCUUCACAGCCUCCGAGGCCUGGAAGAAGAUCCAGCUGGGCAAGAUGCAUUGACACCCUCCAAGGACCCAGGGAGGCUGCCCUGCCCUGCUCCGUCGCCCUGGCUCCUGUGGCCCUCUCCCGGCCCUGUCUGGCUUCCUCCCAGCCUGCGCGUGGGAGGCGGGGAGGCGAGAGUGGCUCGAGGUCCCUCAGCUACCUCUUUCCCCGUGUUUCAUUUUAGAUAAAUUACACUGCCUAGAGUCGUGGUGUUCCUUUCCUGGGGAGCCCCAAGACCAGAGUCAGGCAAGGGGAUGCUUUAAGAUGUUGGGAUCCCCUCCUGGGAGGGCUGUGGCCCCUUGCUUCCGAGAGAACAGUCCAGCAUCCCCUGGCCAGCUGCCAUCCAGGCUUUGACAAUCUUGCAGCCCCGCCAUGUGGACACACUGAUCGCCUGGUGUCUCUCUGGGCAGCUAUGGUAGGCUCUCAGCCUUGGGACCAGCCUGCCCACAGGCCCUCCCACCUGGCGCCGUCCACCCAGAACGGCACUUUCCAGGCCAGCCCCUGAGAUUUGGCGCUGUAGCUGGAACUCUCCCUUCUGCCCUGUCCCUCCUGCCCCAACUGGAGCCCAGGCUCAGGUCCUUGUCCCCACCCCUGUCCUGUUCUUCCAAGAAGCAGAUGCCCGUUUGUUUGGCAGCAGCCAGCGGUGGGGUCUCAGAUCUGCCCACUGGUCACAGGAGGGUCACAGAUUUCCCUUCCUCUCCUGUCCUUGUCCCUCUGAACCUCCCACCAUUGUGCCUCGGCCUCUGUGCUGUGUGGCAAGGGCAUUUCUUGGUGGAGGGGCUGGUUCCCCCUGCCAGGCGCCCCCACUGUCCUGUUGGAAUCUGCAGUGGUGGGGUGGGGUCUCAUGUGGGAAGUUGCCCUUGAAGCGCAGAUAGUCAUGGUUUACAUACUGUCCAGACAGAAGCAUCCUUCCUGCAACCCUCAGAGGAGGACAUCUUGGCCUCUCCCAGACAGCCACCUCUGGCCCCAAGGCCUUAGCUGGGGGAGCAAAGCAAACCAGCCUGUCUCCGCCCUGCAGGCCUCCACCUGGGGUGCCCGAGAGUCCCAGGACUUGGACCUCUUCAGCGUGGUUCUGGCCCACUUGCCAUCAGCUGCCCACACCCUAAUAUGUUCCUAGCCCCUGGGGUUGCCCAGUGUCCCCCAACUCCUUCUGAGGUGGGUCCCCAAUCCAUGAUCCCCCUCAUCCUUCCCUUUGGGUCCUGAGAGGGAAGGCCAGUGGUCCACACAUGAAUUCCACCCAGGGAAUUCUAGCUAUGCCCUCCAACCCACAGAGCCCCGCCUGUUUCCCAGUUUGUAUGGAGAUUGUUUGCAUACUUUUGUAAUGAAUGGGGAGUUUCCAGUAGAAAGAUUUUUUAAAUUAUCUAUAUGGAUAGCUCAAGUCUCUGCCAUUUGUAAUUUUUGGCUCCGAAUUCCAAUGAGCAAAGUUUCCCCUUUUGCAUAUGAGUUGAUGUGUGUGUAAGCUGCCUUUGGUUAUUUCUGUUUUCUGUGGCCACUUGGAUGGAUUUUUUUUUUAAUCAUUCCAUUCCCAGUUAUGGAAAGGAAUCCCUUUGGUGUAUGAAUCCCGGAGCCCCAUGGAGGCUGGUAGGGUGGGGCGGGUGGGAGAUGUGAGCCCACGUUUAUGCGUUUUUUUAAAAAACUCUGAGCACAUGGGGGACAUCAGUUUCCUAUGGAAGGUCGGUUUCCUCUGACUUGUUAUUCUUAUAAACAAAAUCUCAAGGGAAAAAAAAAUGUUUUCUUUCCCCACUCAUAGCGUUCAAAUAGAUUAUUAAAAGGCUGAUUUUCAGAAGUA